Molecule: messenger RNA, 1633 nt
Organism: Vigna angularis (adzuki bean)
Lineage: Eukaryota; Viridiplantae; Streptophyta; Magnoliopsida; Fabales; Fabaceae
Exons: 11
Coding region: 565-1422 (285 amino acids)
Biological process (GO): nuclear mRNA surveillance; U1 snRNA 3'-end processing; U5 snRNA 3'-end processing
Cellular component (GO): cytoplasmic exosome (RNase complex); nuclear exosome (RNase complex)
Source: RefSeq, a predicted model, not a curated record
UCUUCUUCCUCCCCUUUCACUUUUGAUUUUCGUUUCCAUUUGUCAUUCUCAUUUCUUCUUCCUUUGCAUUUCUGUGGUGUGGAGCACCGUCGAGGAGCAGAGCAUGGAGUAGAGCGGAGUUCUUCGUUUCGGCAUCCAGGAAAAGUCCCCCAAGAAUUGAUUCGCUAUUCACAGCUAUUGCGAACUCCCUUCCUUCCUUCAACGUUCUUUCACUGUGUUCUUCAUUGUUGCAACAGAUGAUGCAGAGUUGCUGGUUGAGAAAGAAAUUAUUGUCCAUGAACUGGGAAGUGAUCAAGAACUAGCAAAUCUGGUUAAUGAUCUUUGCAAACAUGUGACAAAUUCAACAUGCUACCACCAGAUCAUGGAAGAUGUUAAUGAACACUACAACAAUGAUUGGAAAUGGGCAAUGGGGACAUUGAGGUUGGGAAAAUCAUUCUAAAUGAUUUUAGACUAUAUUGUUCCGCAUGGAGGGAAGCAUGCUUCUGAGAUGUAUUCAAAUACUAAGAAUUUGAAUUGAGAAGGGAUACACUUUAUUAAUAAGAUCAUUUUGUUCCCAUCAGUGGUAUGGUGGGUUUAUCUCUCGGAGAAAAACAUUUCAUACAAGGUGGCAUUGCUCAUGAUCUUCGAUGUGAUGGUAGAAAGAGAUUGACAUAUCGACCAAUCUUGGUUGAAACUGGAGUGAUUCCCCAGGCAAAUGGUUCAGCUCGAGUCAGAAUGGGUGCCACAGAUGUCAUUGCCAGUAUUAAGGCUGAACUUGGAAAGCCAAGCUUGUUGCAACCUAACAAAGGAAAAGUCUCUAUAUAUAUUGAUUGCAGUUCGACUGCAGAGCCAGCCUUUGAGGGUAGAGGGGGUGAUGAAUUGGCAGCAGAGCUGUCAAAUGCUCUUCAAGACUGUCUCUUGGGUGGUAAAAGUGGAGCAGGUGCUGGAGUUGACCUUUCAUCACUUAUUGUGGUUGAAGGAAAAAUUUGUUGGGAUCUUUACAUUGAUGGGCUUGUUGUUAGUUCAGAUGGAAAUUUGUUGGAUGCUCUAGGCGCUGCCAUUAAGGCUGCUUUGUGCAAUACAGGUAUUCCAAGAGUCCAAGUUGCUGCUGGAGCAUCCAACGAUGAGCAACCAGAAGUUGAUGUAAGCGACGAGGAGUUUCUGCAGUUUGACACAUCUGGAGUCCCUGUUAUAGUUACACUAACUAAGAUUGGGAGGCACUAUAUUGUGGAUGCAACGUCAGAAGAGGAAUCACAAAUGAACUCUGCCGUUUCCAUCUCUGUUAGGCAAGGGCACAUCUGUGGCAUAACCAAACGAGGAGGUGUAGGGCUGGAUCCAAGCAUCAUUCUUGAUAUGAUAUCUGUUGCCAAGCAUGUAAGCGAGCAAUUAAUGAACAAAUUGGAUUCAGAAAUUGCUUCUGCUGAAGCUGAAGACGAGUCAUGACACAGAAGAGCAUGGUGAUAACUAGGUGUACCCUAUCAUUUAAUUAUUUAGGACAACAUGUUGUAACUUGGUAACUACUGAGUCGGGAUUAAAUCUAUUAAGUGUAUGAUGGAAAUUGGUUUGCCUGCCUAGCUAUGGCUUUGAGAUGACUGUUUAAUGCCAUACAAACUUUCAACUUGCACAACAAUUGCAUGGUAGCAUUAAAGAUUGA